UUGUGUUGGGGUUUGUGAAUUCUGUAAUGUUUAUAGAAACUUUAUUUUGACUCGAACUAGAUUCACGACCAAGCACAAACGCCACAUGAAGUUGAUGAAGUUUUCCAGUUUAAUCGUGAUCAAUUUUGUCUUGUGAACUAAAAACUUUUGAGGUUGUAAAUUUCGGACAGAGGUGGUAAACUUCCGUUCCGACACAUGUUUGAGGAAGUUCAAGGAUUAUUACAAUAGUAAACUUUGCAGCCUCCCAUAGCCUAGAAAAAGAAACCUAACGUGAAGUAAUACGUAAAGCCAAAUAAUAAAAUCGUGCAAGUAUGGCAAAUAAUGACAAACUUGUUGAAGUAAAUCCUGAUAAUGGAAUCUCUUGUGUACGUUUUCGUAACAAGUCGGGAUUGCCGAUGGAAGAUAUAACAAAAAUCUUCGCCAAAUACGGUGAAGUAGUGAGCAUUAACGCAGCCGGCAGUAAUGAAUUUGGUUUUCGUUUUAUAAGGUUUCGAACGAAAGAACAAGCAUUUGAAUGUGUACGGGGCUUGGAAUGUCAUCCAAGCAUAAGACUGGAGGAAGCUCAAAAAAAAAAUGGAAGUCACAACAAAAAUUCCCCUCCUCAUCAGUUUAGAAAAAAUAACAAAUCUAACAUCGGUGGACAGGAAACUAAUCAUCAUUUGCACAAUACCAAUCAAAGCGGUAGAAUAGAUUUUAUCAACGGUAAUCAAGACUCAGCCAAGCCAAAAAGAAAUGAUUUUCAGCGACAAAAUGGAGAAAAUAUCGGUACGAAUGACUUGAACGGAGCUGAUAGCAACUCCGGUAACGACAUUAAGACUCCCAAAACGGACAACUGCAAUCCAUUAAGGACACCAUUGAGCGCGAGGCUCGUCAGGAAUCUACCAAAAAAUAAAUCAGAUGGCAGUAACGAGGUGCAAGAAAAUUCGGAUUAUCGAUUAAAUGCAUCAAAAUUUGCAGAAUUGUACAAACGUCGCGGAACCAUUGCCAGCACCUUUCAACCAUCCAACGAUGAUUGGCAAAGUGGAAAUCAGAAGAUGUUUGUUGACACACCUGCAAUACCCACCGGUGCGAUACCACAGGCAAUGAUUACCAGUCGGCCCUUUUCGCGUGCCAGCAGUAAAAGCUUGUCUGUAAUAACCGAUGCACCACCACCCUUGAUCACCAAUCCACUGGAACAAAAAACUCAAGUUUUCCUCGCUUGCGACGUUGUUGUGGCAAAUAUUCAUUCAAAUUUGGGAGUUAGUAACAUUUAUGAAAUGUUCGACAAGUUCGAACCGAUCUAUGUUUCCGACAUUGAAACUGUCCCGGAAAUCAAUGUACGAUUUUGCUUUGUUUACUUCAAAACUCCAUCGGAUGCGCUCCAAGUCGAACAAUUGUUUGAUGGUAAAUCUACAUAUGGGCAAAAUCUAAUCAUCUUACGGCCAGAGACAUUGGAGGCAGAAGCAAGGACCUUCUAAAAUCAGGGCACUGCAAUCGAAGACGAGUAUCGAUACUCUUAGUAUCGAUACAAGUCCUUACAGUAGGACUUGGUACUGCGGCAUCUUGGUACUGCAGAACUGAACCUUUUGGAUGCAUAGUUGUGACCAUUUAACAAAAAAUU
Messenger RNA from Diprion similis, 1600 nucleotides. RefSeq lists its product as uncharacterized. The record is from RefSeq and is a predicted model, not a curated record. The transcript is spliced from 2 exons. The coding region runs from base 312 to 1457 and encodes 381 amino acids. Gene Ontology annotation, molecular function: RNA binding. Lineage: Eukaryota; Metazoa; Arthropoda; Insecta; Hymenoptera; Diprionidae.